AUGGAGGACUUGAAAACUUCGGAGCGAUUUUCCCACAAGUCCUCGUUCAGCAUCAGCAGCCUGUUGUGGAGACGAGAGGGGGUGACGGGUGACCCGGAGUCUCCUUCUCCGUCCCAGAAACUGCGCUGCGCACCUCCAGAGAAAUCCGGUCAAGAGGAAAAGUUGGACAACGAAAAGCACUGCGAAAACCCAGAACCGUGCGCUAAGGUUGAAACUAACCCGGCGCCUGCAAGUGGAAAAGGACAGGAAAAGAAGAGAGGAUACGAGGCAAGCGGGGAAGCCGAAGAAAGCGUUCAACCCGAGAAGCCUCCUUUCAGUUACAACGCGCUCAUCAUGAUGGCGAUCCGCCAGAACCCGGAUCGACGGCUCACACUCAACGGCAUCUAUGAGUUUAUCAUGGACAACUUUCCAUAUUACCGUGAGAACAGACAAGGGUGGCAAAACUCAAUCAGGCACAACCUGAGUCUGAAUAAGUGUUUCGUUAAAGUGCCGCGCCACUAUGAUGACCCGGGCAAAGGCAACUACUGGAUGCUGGACCCCUGCAGUGAAGACGUCUUCAUAGGCGGCGCGUCAGGGAAGCUCCGGCGCAGGGCCGCCACUGGCUCCGGGGCCAAGCUUGCACUUAAGAGAGGAGGAGGUCGUCUGAUGUCCUCUGGCACUGCUACCAGUUUGACCUUGGCCGCGGCGGGUUCGUUUUACUGGCCGGUGCCGCCGUUCCUGCCUCUACAAACACCAGUACGCCCCCACCUUGGCGCAGGGACUUAUCUGAGUGCCCGUCCGCGCAUCUCCGCCCAUGCCACAUCGGCUGUUUCACAGCGGUCCCGGCUGAGUGCAGACGCCGACCGGUUCUUGCAGACGCGCCAGGAGAUGUCUUACAUCGGAGUCAGUUGCGCUCAAUCCCGCCGCCACCAGAUUGGCACUGCCUGCACCGCUUUCUCCGCAUCCGUCCCCGCGUGCACACUGCCGCUGUCGGAUCCGUGCUCCUUUAACGUGAUCUCCGGACAAGCCAGCUACUUUUACUCGCAUCAAAUGCCGUGUGCUGCAACUUUUAGUCUGAGCCAAGAGGAGUGCGCAACGAACGGGACGUCUCCGGGACAGUUUUUAUCCAAGAGCCGCCACUCAGACCUCGGGGGAUGCUUUAAUGACUUUCCAAAUUGUUGCCCUCAAAUCAGUUCAAGCCCUCCUUCGUCUGGGAAUAUAGAAAAAUAG
This is a messenger RNA of Xiphias gladius (swordfish), 1209 nucleotides long. RefSeq names its product forkhead box G1c (gene foxg1c). Bases 1 to 1209 code for a protein of 402 amino acids. The transcript has a single exon. Lineage: Eukaryota; Metazoa; Chordata; Actinopteri; Istiophoriformes; Xiphiidae. Gene Ontology annotation, biological process: regulation of transcription by RNA polymerase II. Gene Ontology annotation, cellular component: nucleus. The record is from RefSeq and is a predicted model, not a curated record. Gene Ontology annotation, molecular function: sequence-specific double-stranded DNA binding; DNA-binding transcription factor activity.